Homarus americanus (American lobster) is the source of this 1436-nucleotide messenger RNA. It is a transcript of the gene qm, whose product is annotated as geranylgeranyl pyrophosphate synthase-like. Lineage: Eukaryota; Metazoa; Arthropoda; Malacostraca; Decapoda; Nephropidae. The record is from RefSeq and is a predicted model, not a curated record. Gene Ontology annotation, biological process: isoprenoid biosynthetic process. The coding region runs from base 408 to 1355 and encodes 315 amino acids. Gene Ontology annotation, molecular function: prenyltransferase activity. The transcript has 9 exons.
CUUUAUAAUUUGACGAUCAGAAGAAAAUCCAUGUGUGGCAACGAUUAUCUAAAGUACGGGGCCUAGCCAAGAACAGUGACUAAUAGCCAACUCACGCAACACUAGUCUCUCAUUUAAGGUCUACCUCUUGGUGACGCUGCCCACAGUGCCUAAUAGUAACUAAUUUACUUUUACCAUAGAGAAAAAAGUGCAAGCCAUGUUAAUCAGAGAAACGGGCGGUUGGAAAGUAAUUUACGUCAGUAUAGUAAAGAUUAUGAUGGCUAUUGAUGUUAGCUACUGGAUGUGCGUCUAUUCAUUCUUCUCGAGCCUUUCGACACUGUACGGCAGUAUACAGUAUCUGCCAUAACAAGAACUCAUAAAUACAUCAGUAACUUUGGGUACUGGUGUUCCUUGACAAGUUUACCAAAAUGGAGAACAAAGGUAGCAAUGCUGGCUUCAACAUGGAAACCAUAAAUAGUGCAAGUGGUGAUAAAAAACAAGACCAGGUACUACUGCAGCCCUUCACAUAUGUCCUCCAAGUACCCGGUAAAAUGAUCCGGGGGAAACUUGCUCAAGCUUUUAACUAUUGGAUGAAGAUUCCCGAUGACAAACUCAUGGCAAUAUCAGAAGUCAUUCAUAUGCUUCACAAUGCAAGUCUUUUAAUAGACGACAUUGAGGACAACAGCGUACUGAGAAGAGGAAUCCCGGUGGCUCACAGUAUAUAUGGUGUUGCCUCGACCAUCAACUCUGCUAACUAUGUUUACUUUAUGGGACUGGAGAAGGUUCUUGCUCUAAAUCACCCUCAGGCAACUAAGGUGUUCUGUGAGCAGUUGCUUGAACUCCAUCGAGGUCAAGGGAUGGAGAUAUACUGGCGAGACUCCUUUACUUGUCCCUCUGAGGAUGAGUAUCUCCAGAUGACCAUUAGGAAGACUGGUGGACUGUUUGGUUUGGCCAUUCGUUUGAUGCAACUCUUCAGUCAAGUUCAAGAUGACUUUUCUACAAUCACAGGAAUCUUAGGGCUCUACUUCCAGAUACGUGACGAUUACGGAAAUCUAUGCAUGAAAGAGUACAGUGACAGUAAGAGUUAUUGUGAAGAUCUGACUGAAGGCAAGUUUAGUUUUCCAGUCAUACACGCCAUCAAUACACAGCCAGAUGACCAACAAGUUAUCAAUAUUAUCCGACAGCGACCAAAGGACCUUGAGGUAAAACGGUAUUGUGUCUCCCUCCUUGAAAAAUUUGGAUCUUUACAACACACGCAAGAAACACUGAAAAAAUUAGAAAGUGAAGCUCAUGAUGAAAUAAUGAGACUAGGCGGCAACCCUCACCUAGAGCAGGUCAUGAACGAACUACGAAACUGGGAAAAGUUCAAAGAAUAAGUUAGUGCUUUUAAUUAACUCAAUCUUUAGUUUUCUUUUGUAUUUGUAUGAAAUUCAUUAAAAUUCUUGAUAUUAAUAUAA